UUUUUAACGAUUUGGCAACACUGUAGCGAUUUCAAAAUGGCCGCUUGUUUUUAGUUUAAAAUCUGUGUCGUCGGUUCGUUAAAAUUGUUUUGAAAUCGAAAGCUUGGCAGUCGAGUAAUGAAACUAACGAGAUUAUUGUUUUGUGCAUCUAAAUUACCGAAAGACUAUUCAAAUUUUCCCGAGCGAUACAUAAAAAGAUGCACGGAAUGGAUAGAUUGGAAACCUCCUCCCGGUCCUCAAUACCGUCAGAAGAUCAUCAAGAGGGACGAAGACAAAUUGUAUUACGAUAUGCACAGAGUAUGGACCGAUGAAUUUAAAAGAGAUAAUCUUCCUGGUGAUAAAAGGAAAGACUAUUUAGUUGAACCUGUGAUAUGGACCAUGUUUAGAGGUGAUAAGGUCGAAAUUCUUGCAGGAAAAGACAAAGGGAAACAAGGUAUAAUUAAUUAUGUUGUUAAAGAACGCAAUUGGGUGUGUGUAGAAGGCCUCAAUUGUGACUACAAAUAUAUUGGAAAGACUAAAAACUUUCCGGGAGUUAUGGUUAAAGAUGAACGACCAUUAUUAGUAACGUCAGAAGUUGCAUUAAUUGACCCUUCAGAUGAAAAGCCAACUAAAGUGAAAUGGAGAUAUACUGAAGAUGGAAAAAAAGUGAGAGUAUCCGUCAGAACAGGUUAUAUCAUACCACUUCCUCUUAAGGCGUUUGAAACUUAUGACUAUAAAUCUAAAGAAUUAUACGUUGAUCAACCAAAAGACACACCAAAAGAAGUCAUUAAAGAAAUCACUUUUAUUCCAAAACUAAUGACAUUUGAGCAAGAAAUUAUGGAAGAUCUGGGAAUUAAAGAAGAACGUAGGCCAUUCUUAACAUAUUGGUAUUAGCCUUAUACAUUUUAUGAUAGGUCGGCUAUACAUAAAAGUUUGUAUUAAAAAAAUUGUGUAUGAGUUAAUGAUAGAAAAUAAAUUGAUUUUGAAGAAUA
Messenger RNA from Centruroides sculpturatus (bark scorpion), 971 nucleotides. It is a transcript of the gene mRpL24, whose product is annotated as probable 39S ribosomal protein L24, mitochondrial. Gene Ontology annotation, cellular component: mitochondrion; ribosome. Gene Ontology annotation, biological process: translation. Bases 118 to 873 code for a protein of 251 amino acids. NCBI's taxonomy places the organism in Eukaryota, Metazoa, Arthropoda, Arachnida, Scorpiones, Buthidae. Gene Ontology annotation, molecular function: RNA binding; structural constituent of ribosome. The transcript is spliced from 5 exons. The record is from RefSeq and is a predicted model, not a curated record.